UAAAAGCCCUGCACUCAGAGUCUAUCGCACCUAAACUCAUGUUCAGAGGAGCUGCCGCUGCAUUUACAAGCAUCUGCUUAUUCAGCUCAUCAGAACAAUUAUUGAAGAAACGCAUAUUCAAUAUUUCCAUAUUUCUGUUUAUUUAAAAAAAAAAAGUGAUUAGACGAAAACGGUGUCAUUCUCAAUUAUUUUUUAAACCUCCACGGACGUGUGCAGGAUAGUUCUUGUCUUUCAGCGUUUUUCUUUUUUAUUAAUUUCAGUGUUAGCGUUGAAAUGGCAUCAAGUUCAGUGUGUGAUCUGAGGAUUGUGCUGAUAGGAAAGAAUGGAUCAGAAAACAGCCGAGUGGGAAACACUUUACUGGGAACAGAAGCGUUUCACAGAGAAGCCUCGUCUUAUUCACAGCAGCACAGUGUGAGAAUCAGUGAAGAGAUGGAGGGGAGACACAUCACAGUUAUAAACACUCCUCUCCUGCUCCAGCCGAAUCUCCAACACCAUCAGAUAACAGAGAGAGUGAGAGAGUGUGUGUCUGUGUCUGCUCCAGGACCUCAUGUGUUCAUACUCAUACUACAGUAUAAGGACUUCAGAGAGAACGACAGACACAGAGUGAAAUAUCUGCUGAACCUCUUCAGUGAGCAGGCCAUGAAACACACUAUAGUGCUGACUACUGAUGAAGAGAGCACAAAUAAUUCUAUUCAUGAUCUAAUAAAGGAGUGUGGAGGACAUCUACAGUUUGAUAAAGGAAACCCAGGAUGGCGCUCUGAGUUGUUCAGAAGAACAGAAGAGAUACUCAAGAAAGAACAUGUAGUAUUUCUCCUCUGUAACAUGUAUGAAGAUGGAGGUGAUGGAUCAUCAGUGGAUGGAGAUCGGAGCAGAUCUGAAGCUUCAGACAGAGGAGAAGAUGAAGAGAGGGAUUCUGAUCGUGAUGGAGGAGAUCCAGAGGGUGUGAAGCUGAAUCUGCUUGUGUGUGGGAGUAACAGAGAAUUAAAAUCCUUCAUAUCAAACCUGAUCCUGAAGCAGAGAAGAUCAGAGCUGAUCUCAGAGUGUGUGAGGAGAGACGUGGAGCUUGAUGGACGUCUGAUCAGUCUGGUGGAGCUUCCAGCUCUGUUCAACACUCAGCUCUCAGAGGAGGAAGUGAUGCGUCAGACUCACCGCUGUGUGUCUCUCUGUCAUCCUGGAGUACAUGUGUUCAUCCUCAUCAUUCCUGAUGCUCCACUUAAUAAUGAAGACAGAGCAGAAAUAGAGGAGAUCCAGAAGAUCUUCAGCUCAAGAGUCAACAAACACAUCAUGAUCCUCAUAAAGCAGAAUUCAGAGCAUCAGACAGAAGAACUCAAUGAAGAAACACAGUCUGUCAUUGAGAGAUUUGGAGGACGACAUCAUUUCAUCGGCCUGAACACACAAGUGUCUGAGUUGAUGGAGAAACUGGAGCAGAUGGUUGAGGAAAAUAGUGGUGUUCGUUUCUCCACAGAGACAUUGAUGGAGGCACAGAUGGAGAAACUGCAGAAAUUAGAAGAAAUGAAGAACAGAGUCCAUUCAUUAGAGACGUGGAUUCAGUCACAAGAUUCAAGAGACAGAGAAAACGAUCUGAGGAUUGUGCUGCUGGGAAAAACUGGAGUUGGGAAGAGUUCAACAGGAAACACUAUUUUAGGAAGAAUCAUGUUUAAAGCUGAAACAUCUCAAGAGUCUGUUACUGAAGUGUGUCAUCGAGAGAAAGCUGAGAUCAACGACAGACACGUCACUUUGAUCGACACUCCAGGACUGUUUGAUACUGAACUCAGUAAUGAAGAAACCCAGAGAGAAAUGAGUAACUGCAUCUCCAUGAUCCUGCCUGGACCACAUGUGUUCAUCAUCGUGCUCAAUUUAGGACAACGAUUCACUCAAGAAGAAGCAACAGCAGUGAAGAUCAUCCAAGAGACGUUUGGUGAAAACUCAUUAAUGUACACCAUGGUGCUCUUCACCAGAGGAGAUGAUCUGAAUGAUAAAACCAUUGAACAGUGUUUGGGAAAACCUGGAUCUGCUUUAAAUGAACUGAUUGAAGCGUGUGGAAACAGAUUCCAUGUGUUCAAUAAUAAAGAGACCAGAGACCGAACACAGGUGACUGAUCUACUGCUGAAGAUAGACAACAUGGUGAAAGAAAACGGAGAGAGUUACUACUCAUGUAAGAUGUUCAGAGAGAUGGAGAGAGAAAUACAGGAACAACAGAAGAACAUACUGAUGGAGAAAGUGGAGCAAGUGAACAGAGAAAAAGAAGAACUGAUGACGAAACAUGAAGAAGAGAUAAAGAGAAUGAGGAUGAAGAUUGAGGAAGAACAACAGAAUCACGAGAAAGCGAGAAAGAGAAGAGAAGAAGAAUUUAUUGAGAGAGAAGAACGGUUUAAAACAGAGAUAAAAGAAAGAGAAGAACAAGAGAUGAAGAUACGAGAGGAGCUGAAGAGAGAACGAGAGGAGAUGAAGAAAGAACGAGAGGAAUGGAUGAAACAGACACAACAGGAAAGACAAAGAAGAGAAGAAGAGGAGGAGAAAAGGAUAAAGAGAGAACAGGAAAUGAUGGAGGGAGAAAGACGGAAGCGUAACAAAGAGAGAAAGAGAAGAGAAGAGGAAUUUGAUGAGAUGGAAGAGCGAUAUAAAAUGGAGAUGAAAAAAGAACGAGAGAACUGGGAGGCACGGGAACGACAAGAAAGAGAAAGAAGAGAUGAAGAGGAGAGAAAAAGGAGAAAGAAACAGAUGCAGGAAGCAGAUGAUGAAUAUUAUGAGAAACGUAAACGAGAAAGAGAAAGACUUGAACUUCAGUUCAAUUAUGAAGCACAGAUGAGAAAGAUGAUGAUGAAGAUGGAGGAAGAAAGAAAGAAUCAUGACAAAGAGAAAAAGAGGCUAGAAGCAGUGAAGAGAGAACGAGAGGAAUCGGAGAAAAAGAAACAACAGGAAAGACAAAGAGAAGAAACACCCAACUCUAUUCAACUUCUUAAUUAA
Messenger RNA from Carassius carassius (crucian carp), 2967 nucleotides. Its product is annotated as GTPase IMAP family member 8-like. NCBI's taxonomy places the organism in Eukaryota, Metazoa, Chordata, Actinopteri, Cypriniformes, Cyprinidae. Gene Ontology annotation, molecular function: GTP binding. The transcript has 4 exons. The coding region runs from base 274 to 2967 and encodes 897 amino acids. The record is from RefSeq and is a predicted model, not a curated record.